AGCGUGCGGAACUUACAAGCGUGUACAGACGUAAGCCUCAUCGAACACGUGCUGCUUCGAUUGUCCCGGGCUGAGACUGUUGUCGCAGGUGAGUCCUUAUCUAGACGAAUCCUUAUCUAGCCUGUCCGCGUGUCACGCACGAUUUAACGAGCAAUUUCCCUCUGUUCGAUAGAUCUAUUGAUCGACAUGCUUGGAGUGUUGGCCAGCUACAGUAUAACGGUGAAGGAGUUGAAGCUCCUAUUCGGUGCUAUGAAAGCUGUGAAAGGGAAAUGGUUUCAAAACUAGCAAGGGAGUAGGCUACUCAGCGCAUUUCGUAGGGAACUGCUUGGUCCUCACGUCCAUGAAGGUGAAGGGCAAGGGCUUCCAGCAUUGUGUCAAAUAUGAAUUUCAACCACGUAAG
Heterotrigona itama is the source of this 400-nucleotide messenger RNA. NCBI's taxonomy places the organism in Eukaryota, Metazoa, Arthropoda, Insecta, Hymenoptera, Apidae. The record is from the annotation of a GenBank genome assembly.